This is a messenger RNA of Catharus ustulatus (Swainson's thrush), 3017 nucleotides long. It is a transcript of the gene ACADSB, whose product is annotated as acyl-CoA dehydrogenase short/branched chain. Lineage: Eukaryota; Metazoa; Chordata; Aves; Passeriformes; Turdidae. Gene Ontology annotation, cellular component: mitochondrion. Gene Ontology annotation, molecular function: flavin adenine dinucleotide binding; acyl-CoA dehydrogenase activity. The transcript is spliced from 11 exons. Bases 23 to 1321 code for a protein of 432 amino acids. The record is from RefSeq and is a predicted model, not a curated record.
ACGUCACGGGGCGGGCGCCAAAAUGGCGGCGGCGGCGGGAGCUUGGCUGAGGGGCUGCGCGAAGCUGAGAAGACACAUGCCAGCAAACUUGGCUCCUUGGAGGAUUGCUCCCCGUGUUUUUAGAUCCUCCAAAUCAGAACUCAAGCCAAAUCUAGCCAGUGAUGGACUUGUCUGUGCUCCACUUCAAACAUUCACUGAAGAGGAGGCCAUGCUGAAAGACAUGGUGACCAAAUUUGCCCAGGAGCGAGUUGCGCCUUUCGUGCAAAAAAUGGACGAGAAUGCAAAAAUGGAGGAUUCCAUCGUACAGGGAUUGUUUGAACAGGGGCUGAUGAGUAUUGAGCUUGGGGAAGAAUAUGGAGGAACUGGAGCCUCAUUUUUUUCAAUCAUAUUGGCAGUGGAAGAAUUGGCCAAAGUUGAUCCAGCUGUGGCUCUUGUGUGUGAACUCCAAAACACUCUAACAAAUAAAUUGUUUACCACCUAUGGAACAGAAGAACAAAAGAGAACUUAUCUGCCCAGGGUGUCUAAAGACACAUUAGGGAGUUUCUGUCUUUCAGAGGCUGGGUCUGGCAGUGAUGCUUUUUCCUUGAAGACCCGAGCUGAAAAGAAAGGAGACUACUACAUCAUCAAUGGCUCAAAGAUGUGGAUAAGCUUAGCAGAAGAUGCAGGAGUUUUCUUUGUCAUGGCAAAUACAGACCCAUCCUUAGGAUACAGAGGAAUUACAUGCUUCAUUGUGGAUCGUGACACAGAGGGUCUGCACGUGGGGAAGAAGGAGGACAAGCUGGGAAUCAGAGCAUCUUCCACCUGCCCAGUCACGUUUGACAACGUGAAGGUUCCUGAGAGCAAUAUCCUGGGACAAGUUGGACAAGGCUAUAAGUAUGCCAUUGGAAUGCUCAAUACUGGCAGGAUAGGGAUUGCUGCACAGAUGCUGGGACUGGCCCAGGGCUGCUUUGACCGUACAGUUCCCUACACAAAGGAGAGAGUCCAGUUUGGGAAAAGCAUCUUUGAUUUCCAGGGGAUGCAGCACCAGAUUGCCCAGGUGGCCACGCAGCUGGAGGCAGCCAGGCUGCUGACCUACAACGCGGCGCGGCUGGCGGAGGCGGGCAGGCCGGCCAUCAAGGAGGCCAGCAUGGCCAAGUACUUCACUGCUGAGGUUGCAACACUGACAACCAGUAAAUGCAUUGAAUGGAUGGGUGGUGUUGGAUUCACCAAGAAUUACCCAAUAGAAAAGUACUACAGGGACUGCAAGAUUGGUACAAUAUAUGAAGGAACUUCAAAUAUCCAGCUGAGCACAAUUGCAAAAUUCAUAGCACAGGAGUACUGAAACCAUAAGGACUUUCUUGAUAGUAUAUGAAAAUUAUUUCCCUGAGCACAAAUUGUGAAUUACCUGUUUAUUUGUAAUUACAGAAGGCAUUGGUGACACCAUAAAUAAGAAUACAUUAUCACAGUGAAAUCAUAGAGAAAACCACAAAUUCCCCAUUUCAGGAGAGUGAGUAAUUCAUGUGCAAUCAUGAAUUCCAUAUUCAAAUCCAAACUUCUUUCUGCCUGAGAAACUCCCAGGUGCUGAAUUUAGCUCCCUUAGGCCAUGCCAGCAGUUCAUCUCCACUUGGAGAUUUCAAAGUGAAAACAAAGGAAUCCAAAUCCCUGGCAUUUCUGUGAAUCCACCUGGGAGAAGGGACUCUCCACGUGCAGCAGAGCUGGUGUCUGGAGUGGAACUGCAGUUGGGAUGUGCUGCCUGCAUUAGCAUGGGGUGCAAGGAGAGAGAAGUGGUGGUUUCCUCUCUCCCAGGUGGAAUGAUAUCUGUGGAGCUGCUGUAAUUGGAGUCAUUUUUACAGCAGCCCUCAGUGUGUUCUUAAGGAUAUCUUUGUAAUUAAGCCCUUGCAGCCCCAAUUUGUACUCCUGAAAGGUGGAUAAUAUCCACCUCCCUUUCCAGCCUUCUCAGCUGUUAAGGGUUUUAAUCUAAGAGCCUAUUUAUAGUUCUCCUUUCAUAAAAGGUUGAGUUGAAAUCUUUCUGAAAUGGGGUUAAAAAAGCCCUAGUAGUUCUGCAAAAGGACAGAUACAAGCUGGGUAAUGGGAGUGCUGUGAUACUACCUCAGAGUGGCCUUUCCACAUUCAAUGCAUUUUACAAACUUUAAAGGGAGCCACUGUUAAUUUACAGCCUAGAAUUCCUUGCUCCUGGAAGUUAGUGGUUCUCUAGCACAGUUUUUCCCUUUUUUAAAAGACAAAAAAGGGCAGGGGGUUGGGAAGUAUUUGCUUUAUUUAUUUGUCUCUGUUUACUCUAAAAUUAGACAUUUUAUUUACAGCAGAAACCUCUUCAGAGCUGGAGAGCUAAUUAACUAAUAAUCAAGAGACAGGAAGCUUAAUAUAUGAAAAAUCAUCCUAAUUGCUGUAAUUGGCAAUCUGUUUCAAGUGUUUUGGGGAGGGAAGGAUUUGUUUUCUGGUUUUGGCUGACUUAGAAGAAUCUCAUUUUUAAAGCUUGCCUUUCACUGAUGAUUCACUCUGAGUGGAGCUUAGAACGUUUUAGGCUGAGACUCCCAGAGGAUUUCCUAGCAAAACCAGGGCAAGUGACACUUAACAAGUGGGAUUUGUAAAACAAGCAGUGCCUUAGACAAAGAAACAAGCAAGGAUGAAAAGCACUAUUAAAAAGUUCUCUGACUUCAAAGGGAAGUAACUGCUUUAGUGAAUUAAUCCCUCUAUAUACAUGCUUUGCCUGUUAAUGGGCAAAGAAUUAUUGUGGUGAUUAUCCUUAUAUCAAUAAAAAAGCCUCUCCCAUAUCAGUUUGAUCAAGAGCUUUGAGGUUUUCAAAAAUCCAAGAGUAGGAAGGUAGACUAGAUGGUUUCUGAAGUUUUCUUCUAGAAAUAUUAUUAUUAAUCAUUAUCAUUAUUAAUACAUUUCAGAUUUGCUUGCAGGCUUUCUUUCAGUUGGAUUGAAGAGCUGGAGAAAUUUAGAAUUAAGACUACAGACACCACAAUAUUUAACUACAGUUAUUCUGCUCAACACAAUCUAUCUGUGAAUCUAAA